This is a messenger RNA of Mercurialis annua (annual mercury), 797 nucleotides long. RefSeq lists its product as uncharacterized. The transcript has 4 exons. Lineage: Eukaryota; Viridiplantae; Streptophyta; Magnoliopsida; Malpighiales; Euphorbiaceae. The record is from RefSeq and is a predicted model, not a curated record. The coding region runs from base 171 to 704 and encodes 177 amino acids.
UUCUAGCUCCUAAAUGAAGUUUUCAGUUGCAUCCAAGAAAGGAAUCACAGUUCAUCCAGAAAAUUAUUUAGUUAUGAGAUUAAAUAUUCUUUUCUUACUUCCACCAAACAAGUCAACAAGUCAUAUUCCUUGUCUAUUCAAUUAUAUAUAUAGUACACCAUUAUGCAAUUAUGAUUAACUGUUUUAUUCAUCAAGUUGGGAAGAUGGGAAUGGCUAUGAGUUUCAUGGGAAAAGGGGUGCCUUCAACCCAAAUGGUAGGCUUUGUUAUGGGAACAUUAUACAAACAAUUUGUGGAAAGAGAUAUCAAGACAUUUGAGGAAUUCCACAUUGCAAUUCUAGAUAUCUUCAACUCAUUUAACUCCGCAUUGCCUGGUAAACAUUAUGAUGCACCCCCGAGAAAAGAAGUACAGGAAUGUUUUAAUGGCUGGAAAAAUGCAAAAUCAGAGACAGAAAGAAAAGAACUAUUUAUUAAUUUCAUGAAAAAUAACAUAAAUCUGAACCAAUUAGACGACGCGUCGAUGUUGACCGGAAUAGUAACGCCUCCGGCAGCCAUGGCGGCAAAGAGAGCUGCAGAGAAUGUGCCGCAGCUGAAAUUAAUAAAACAUGUUCCUGAUGUAGUAUUUGUGCCUGCUGCAACUAUAUUGGCACUCAUCUCUGUCAAGCUUACAAGAAAAAUGUUCUUAGGAAAUUCGGGUUCUCCAUAAAUUUUAAUUACAGAUUGAAAAUCAAGUUUAUUAAUGUGCAACUAAUUGAUUUUGCAUUGCUAAUAAAUUAAAAUUCUGAUUUUUAAAUAUUAA